GGAACAGUGUAAUUUAGGCGUGACAUCGGUUCCCGUCGCCGAAAUCAUCUUGUCUCGGAACCGGGACCUACGGGCUUGCGUCGAUGCCGGUGAGAGGAGAAAGCCCCUGGCGGCUUCGCGAUGGAUGACUGCACGAUCGCAAGCACUGGCAAGAACCUCAUCUUAUUCCUUCAUUUCCAUUCUCCAUUAACCACUAUAGAAACGACUUGCCACUCACAUACUCUGUGGAUCAAUCAACACUUGCUUACUGCAGCAAGGAAACAGCCAAGGAACACAAAGUCUCUGUAGUGGAUUGUAGUUCCUCCAGCUAGCCGUUUGCUGAUCCUCCUGUAGACGUGGAAAUUGAAUUAAUUCUUCCGUGCGUACAUCACGGAAAUUUUGAAGACAUCAAUCAAUCAAUCAAUCAACGCAGCCCAACAAUCUCACCAUGACGACAACCAACUUUGCAUACUGCCUCUGGCUCGUUCUCGGGAUCAUUACGAUGAUGAAUGUUACACUAGUGUCAGCCACAGUGAUGUACGGUGGUUAUACCUUUGAAAGCAUGCCCUCUCAUUUUGGAAGAACAUGGUUUCCACCUGGCAGGAACUUUCCAGCACGGCUUCAAUUCUUGCAUGGGAAUGGCAGUAGACUGUGCCAUGGCAUGGCAAAUGAGACGGAAUUGGCGCUUCCAGGGCUUGUAAUUCCACCGGAUAAUUCUCCUGUUGCCCUACUGGUGGAAAGAGGAGACUGCAGCUUUCAAGAUAAAGCUAAUAUGGCCAUGAAGGCAUUUCCGGCCGUCCGCUACAUGGUGGUCUACGAUAAUGUCCAAUCGAACAAUUUGGUCUCGAUGAGGGAGUCCUCUUCUGCCGACAACAUCACGUUGGGGAUGCUCUUUGUGUCCUAUCGCGCUGGGAUGGCUCUGAGGUCUGUAAUAGAUAAUCAGACAGACGCGGUGACACGGGCGGGUGGCCCCAUGGUGAAACUCAACGGGUUGGAUCCACUCAUGCUCCAUGAGCCGUCAUUGCAGGACUUGCAAACUUGGAUUCUGAUUGCCAUGUCAGGAUUCUUCUGCUUCAUUGUCGUGUUUGGCUGUAUUUUGGUGUUUGUGCAGCUAGGGGUCAUCCCGGUGAACGGAUCGGGUCAAAUCAUCUUGACGCAAGAAGCCAUUCGGCGUUCGAGACGCCUGCUCUCGAGAGAGGAGGUAGAGAGAUUGCAGGUGGGCGGGGACUUACACGACAAAGUUGCUGCAUCCACUACUUCCAAACAUGAAGUAGAAACGCAACUCUCCGCAGAAUCCGGCUCUGCUAGUUUGCAGGAUGAGGGGAUAAACACAACAAUCGUCAAUUCGGAGGAGGACGCUGUGACGGUCGUUCCUGCGCCUCCUCUGGAUCCGGAAGAAGAACAUACCUGUGCCGUGUGCUUGGAUGACUUGAUGCCGAGUCCUGCUGACGGCGAAGAAGCCGCCAAUCUGCUUUGUCUACCUUGUGGGCACAAAUUUCAUUCGAACUGCAUCGUACCUUGGAUGACAGAGCGACACGCAAGCUGCCCGCUCUGUAAGUUUGAUGUUUUGCAGUUCAUCAUGGAUCUUGAUGAGAAAUCAUCCCCAAAGAGGUCCAGCAGAGUUGGUGCGUCUCUUUCAUGGUGCAAAGAGCGAGCCAGAAGGAUGAUGAGGGUCGGUUGGUCUCCCGUGCAAAGCAACGACAGCCAAGCAGGGAGCUCCACGUCUGGAUCUGAUGACGAGGGCGAAGGCAACGAAAGUGGCAAUGAAACCACUACACAUAUAUGAUCUCAGGAGGAUCGUUAACGGUGGUGGGUAAAAGGCUCAAAACCAUGUAACUCUAAAUGAAUACUGAUAGAUUUUCUGUAGUCGGCGACUUUCCUGGAACCCAUUUACGAUUGAUCAUUCUGCAUGAAGGAUCUGCACCUCCCUAGUUAUCUGUCCACCUCCUUCUUCUUGCUGCCAUUCUUCCGAUCUUUCUCUCUUCAACCCACACGAAACAGCUCCACCUCUUCGUUCGUUGUCAUUCUUCCGAUCUUUUUUCUGUCG
Molecule: messenger RNA, 2026 nt
Organism: Seminavis robusta
Lineage: Eukaryota; Bacillariophyta; Bacillariophyceae; Naviculales; Naviculaceae
Source: the annotation of a GenBank genome assembly